Molecule: messenger RNA, 956 nt
Organism: Rhodamnia argentea
Lineage: Eukaryota; Viridiplantae; Streptophyta; Magnoliopsida; Myrtales; Myrtaceae
Product: cucumber peeling cupredoxin-like
Exons: 2
Coding region: 128-769 (213 amino acids)
Cellular component (GO): plasma membrane
Molecular function (GO): electron transfer activity
Source: RefSeq, a predicted model, not a curated record
CCAGCACCCCAGUCAACAAGCUGCUCAUCCCAGCUCCUUCUUAAAGUCAACUCAGAGAGAGAUCAGAGAUAGACCCACAAAGACAAGGAGUGACCCGCCCAAAAGUCGCCAGAUCAGACGCCUCGCAAUGGCCGUGGCUACAGCCAAUCUGACGGCCAUCGCGCUCUGCCUCUUGAUCGCCGCCUCCUCCUCCGCCGCCGCCGCCGCCGGGUACACGAACUAUACCGUCGGCGGCAACUCCGGCUGGUUCUUCAAUGAGAUCACCAACGCCACCUCUGCCAACUACUCCGCUUGGGCCGCUUCUCAGACCUUCAACCUCGGCGACUUUCUCCUAUUCAACACGAACACGAACCUGACCGUGAUCCAGACCUACAACCUCACGACCUACCAGGCCUGCAACAUCGACAACGCCUCCGGCAACGACACCUUCCUGUACGGCGGAGGCAGCGGCCAGUUCGGGAAGGCGCUGACCGUGGCGGUCCCAUUGACCCUCGAGGGCCCGAACUACUUCUUCUCCGACGCCGACGACGGAGUCCAGUGCCAGAACGGGAUGAGUUUCGAGAUCGACGUCAAGCACGGCUCCGGCCUGCCGCCGAGCCUCAACCAGCCGCCGCCGCCCCCGUACGCCGAGCCUCCCGGCCCAGACGCGGCGAAUUCGCCGCCCGUCACGGUGGUGGAUGCACCGGGGAACGGGGGUUCGCGCGGGGGCGUGAACGUGCGCGAGGCGGCGUGGGGCGUCUCUUUGCUGUUGGCGACUCUGUUUUUCUGAAUUCUCUUGAGCAACUUUUCAAAAGCGCGGGGUACAUGUGGUAAUUUUGGUGUUGUCGGAGGGCUUAUGUGGAAAUUCGCACGCCCGCAUUUGGUGGGUCGAUGGGGGCCCUGUCCUUUUCAGUUUGGAAUAUUUUGGCCUUUUAUUUUAUUUUUUUUUUCUGUGGGGGUUUUUAAAUAUCGUUGAA